Podospora pseudopauciseta is the source of this 1337-nucleotide messenger RNA. It is a transcript of the gene TPT1, whose product is annotated as tRNA 2'-phosphotransferase. Bases 399 to 1304 code for a protein of 301 amino acids. The transcript has 2 exons. NCBI's taxonomy places the organism in Eukaryota, Fungi, Ascomycota, Sordariomycetes, Sordariales, Podosporaceae. The record is from RefSeq and is a predicted model, not a curated record. Gene Ontology annotation, biological process: tRNA splicing, via endonucleolytic cleavage and ligation. Gene Ontology annotation, molecular function: tRNA 2'-phosphotransferase activity.
GAAAUAUAAAGUUACCGAUAGUUCUUUGACUUUUGAAGUAAACAGACACAGAAACCAGCAACAAGUGGAUUAUCCAACUCAUUCUUGCUUCACACCGAGAAUAGCACUCACAACCCUAACCCGACAACUGCAAACUGUUUGUGCGUGUGGUAACCCCACAUUUUCACCUCUCGCUCCUCAUCAUCCAAAACUCACAUUCAUCUCUCAUCCCAACUUAUACAAAGUGAGCCUCCCGCAUUUUGUUCUAUUUCUCCCAACCAGACUGAAUGCUCAAACACCUCAGUCCAUCCCUUAAAACCGCACAAGACUCACCCAGCUAACCACCACCCUAACCAGCUUACUCAACCCUCACUUUCACUUCUCACCCCGCUUAUUCACCUUCACAACCACCCCCCAAAAUGGACGACAAAGCAGACCUCAUCGCCGACCAACUCUCCCAAACCACCCCCUCAUCCCGUGGCGGCGGUAAACGCGGUGGCAGCCGAGGAAGAGGAGGUCGUCCCGGAGGAAGAGCAGUAGACCUCUCCCGCGCCCUCUCCCGCCUCCUCCGGCACCAAGCCUCCAACGCCGGCAUCGACCUCGACAAAGAAGGCUACGCCCCCCUAGAUAAAGUCCUCUCCUGGGGCCCCCUCAAAUCCCUCAAACCAACCUUUCCUGAAAUCCUCUCCGCAGUCAAAGACUCAGACAAGCAACGCUUCGCCCUCAAACCCCUCCACUCCUCAACCUCAACAUCCACCGACCCAAAAGACUGGCUCAUUCGCGCCAACCAAGGGCAUUCCAUCAAGCUCGACUCGGACGCCCUCCUCAAACCCCUAUCCCUCACCCCAGACCUCUCAAAAGGCCAACUCCCCAUCCCGCCCACCGUCGUCCACGGCACCUUCUUCGCCUUUUGGCCCCUCAUCAAAUCAACCGGCGGCCUCAAGAAAAUGGGGAGGAACCACGUCCACUUCAGCACUGGACUCCCCGACGACGACGAGGGCGUCAUUUCUGGGAUGAGGAAGGAUGCAGAGUUGUUAAUCUACAUUGACGUGCCAAAAGCAAUGAAAGAAGGCAACCUAAAAUUCUGGAUGAGCGAGAACGGGGUUGUCCUCACAGAGGGAGAGGAUGAGGAGGGGAUAGUGAGCUCAAAGUACUUUAAGGAGGUUGUCGGGCGGGAUGGGGCGUUGGUGGGCGUUAUCUGGAGGGAUGGAGAGCCCAUGGAUGGGGGUGAUUUACCUCCAGGGUUGAAGAUCAGGCAGCCUCAUGGCAAGGGGGCUGGGAGGGGAGGGAAGCGGGGUGGGGGAGGAAGGGGAGGAGGACAGUAAAGAUAAUGCCACACGUCAAAGCUUUUUGGCGAG